UGACAAGUGAAUUUACUGAACGCUGUGUUUUCUAAUCGAGAGUGGCAAAAUAACUUAAUUUCAGCUCCUGUUGGUUAAGAAACACAGCCAUGAGGACUCUUUGGACCAAGGUAGGUGUGUUUGGUUCGAUGUCCAUGGCUUUUGGCUCAUUGCUGUGGUCACAGAAGAAGACUGAGUCAGACCAGGUCUUUUCCAGUUGCUCCUCUGCUGACACAAAUGUCACUUCUCCCUAUGAACUGAAACUUGUCCAAGUCCUGUUCCGACAUGGUGCUCGUACUCCGCUUAAAUCAAUACCUGAUGUGAUAGAGGCCCAAUGGGUGCCAACCCUGUUGGAGCCUCCAGCGCACACCCACAUCAACCAUGUAGUGACAGAUCUUCAUGGUGGCCCCAGGCCCCCAGCUCCUGUAGAAGACAGCUACCGGAGAAACAUAUUGACCGGUGGUACAUUCCCCGGUCAGCUGACAACAGUGGGCAUGCAGCAGCUGUAUGAGCUGGGCAAGAGGCUGAGGAGGAGAUACAUUGAGGAGACUGGCUACCUCAACCCCACCUUCAGUCCAUCUGAGGUCUAUGUGCGCUCCACUAACAUUGUGAGGACCAUUGAAUCUGCCAAGUGCCUAGUCGCAGGACUCUUCCAGCAAAAACAAAAAGAAAUUGUACCUAUAGUAACAACGGAGGCGGAAUCUGAAAUCCUGUAUCCUAACUACCAUGGAUGCAAGCUGCUCAAAAUCCUUGGCAGCCACCGUUGGGUAGAGUCAUCCACUCUGCCAGACAUUGCAGCGGACCUGCAGAGCAUCCAGAAUGCACUGGGCAUCGCUGCUCACCAGCACGUAGACUUCAUCCUCAUUAGGGACGACAUGGUUGCCAGAGAGACACACGGCCUCCCCUGCCCACCAGUGCUGGACACCUGGAGAAACACAGUGGAACAGAGAGCCGUGGACAUGAUGUGCCACAUCUAUGAACCCAGCAAGAGGGAGAACUUGCAGCUGUGUGUGGGACCCCUCCUGCACAUGUUGUUAUUCAACAUUGAGGACAAACUACAGGGCACGACAUCAGAGCCAAACAGGAAGUUGUUCUUGUAUUCCGCACACGACACCACUCUGAUACCCUGUUUGAUGGCUAUGGGGAUUUUUGAUAUGAGAUGGCCUCCGUAUGCAGCUGAUAUCACUCUGGAGCUGCACCAACACCGGCAGACCAACGAGGCCUUCAUUAAAGUGUCAUACUUAGGCCAGGAUCAUCUUCUUCCAGGCUGUAGUGGAGUCUACUGCCCCCUGCAGGAGUUCAAGCAGGCCCUGUCAGCCUACUCCCUCAGCUCUGAACUCUACCAGUCACUAUGUAACACAGAGGGUGUGACCGAGCCCUGAACCUUCAACAAGCCUUCACCUGUGAACACAGUGCAACUCAUGGCAUAAACUCUGUCACCACGCAUCAUGAAUUCAGCACCUUCAGUAAUCACUCCAUCCAGCAGACUGCACUGGCAGAAACUUUUUUUAACACUGGAUUAAAACCAUUUUUUUAGCAAUCUUGUAGUUUACAUCAGUCUUUCAAUUUUGCAAUUCAUCAUCCAUGUAACCGUGGCAGAUGGAUGUUCCGUUUAGAUAAAUGAGUUAAUUUUAUGGUAUAUUGACAAGUGCAUGUGCAGAAUGAUUUUGCUAUGCACAGGAUACCUGAUAUCAGAUGCUAAGUGCAUAGUUGUCUGUCUGCAUGCACUAAAUCUGUUUGGCUUGAUAAUUAAAACUGUUAUUUUAAUUUUUUGUACUGUCUCUUAAUUCCAUAAAAAGACCAAAACCAACAAUGUGUUGCAUACAGGCAAUGCAAGAGUUCUCAAAAUACAAAUAAAGCAUACAUUAACAGUCAUAUUGCUUUAUAGAUGUACACAAGGACCAGAAUCGUGCUUCGACUGUAACUUCUGUGGUACUCAGUUCUAAGCCCAUUCAUUCCUACUGAAACUAUACAUCUUCUUUCAGCUGUGGAUUAGUACACAUUACAUGUGCUAGUGAGUAUUUAUGGCAGCAGAACUGUGUCCUGUGUGAGAUUGACUUUUUUUUAAAACAACAUACCUGUGUUCAUCAUAUUAAAGAACAUUUCACCCAGUGCAAACAGUAUGAGUUAUUAGUUUUUAAAAAUUAAACGAGGUCUAUGGCACCGAGAACUUAACUUAACUAUAUCAGGCUUUGGCUACACAUACUUUUCAUAGUAUUAAAAACAAUAGUUGGUUUUGGUGUUUUUAUGAGAAUCACUGACACAAAAUAUAGAAUAUUAUCAGCCUAAUAAGUUCAAACCAAUGAAAUAUUAAAAUAUUAACAUCUUUAAUGUUGGACAAAGUAAAAUUGUUAAUGCUUGUAUCUAAUUGCUGAGGCAAUUCUGUCAAUUUUGUUGUGUUUACAACCAAAUAUUUCAUAUUCAAUCAUUUUGUUCCUCAGGGGAAUAAUAAGCAUAUGUACUGUAUGUGUUUAUUAACAGAGGGUGCACAAAUCUGUAGUAAAUUGCACAGUAAUGUUAAUGUCUUCAUAACCACAUAGAAUCUGCUAAAAAGGAAUUACCCUGCUAUAUUAUCUUUUAAGAGUGAAACAUUAGGUUGCUUUCUUGUGAGGAUAUGUUUGUGGUAUAGACCACAUUACAAUGUAUGCACGAGUACCACGAUACAGACAUGCGUUUUAAUGUGUUACAAUAACACACACUGUACGUCAUCAGUGGGAGUUUCUCUUGACCUGCUGCUUCAAAUGUCAAAUAUUAAGAGGUUUGGAUUGCUGAGGCAUAAAUAAUGAUUUCGAUCAAUACUGUGCAUGUCUUUUUUUUUUUUUGCUCAUGUCAUGUAAAGGAAGUACAACUUAAAAACAGGUCAGUGUUAAAGUAAGGUUCAAAUCCAUCAACAUGCUUGCAACUACUUUUGAAAUGUGGUGUCUCCUG
Scomber scombrus (Atlantic mackerel) is the source of this 2907-nucleotide messenger RNA. It is a transcript of the gene acp6, whose product is annotated as acid phosphatase 6, lysophosphatidic. Gene Ontology annotation, molecular function: phosphatase activity. The coding region runs from base 90 to 1361 and encodes 423 amino acids. The record is from RefSeq and is a predicted model, not a curated record. The transcript has 11 exons. Lineage: Eukaryota; Metazoa; Chordata; Actinopteri; Scombriformes; Scombridae. Gene Ontology annotation, biological process: dephosphorylation.